This is a messenger RNA of Vicia villosa (hairy vetch), 1274 nucleotides long. Its product is annotated as zingipain-1-like. The record is from RefSeq and is a predicted model, not a curated record. Gene Ontology annotation, cellular component: lysosome. The coding region runs from base 67 to 1083 and encodes 338 amino acids. NCBI's taxonomy places the organism in Eukaryota, Viridiplantae, Streptophyta, Magnoliopsida, Fabales, Fabaceae. Gene Ontology annotation, molecular function: cysteine-type endopeptidase activity. The transcript is spliced from 2 exons.
UCAAUUUUCCUCAGAGUGUGACACAAUACACGCUUGCACAAAGCUACUAAAAAAAUCACUUUGAAAAUGACUUCCCCAAACAAGUUUAUCUUAGCCAUGUUUCUCAUUUUCACAACAUGGAUUCUCCCACAUGUAAUAUCUACUAGAAUCCUUCAACCUUUGUCAUCAACUACACAUGAGAAAUGGAUGGCACAAUUUGGAAAAUCUUACAAAGAUGAUGAAGAGAAGGAAAAACGUUUUCAAAUAUUCAAAAACAAUGUAGAGUUCAUUGAAUAUUUUAAUGCUGCUGGAGACAAACCUUUCAACCUUAGCAUCAACCAUUUCGCAGACCUAACUAGUGAAGAGUUUAAGGCUUCACUUAAUGGUAAGAAGGAGUUACAUUAUGAGAACGAAACGUCGUCGUUCCGGUAUCAUAAUGUAACUUCUGUUCCUGAUAGCAUGGAUUGGAGAAAAAGAGGUGCUGUUACUCCAAUCAAAGAUCAAGGAACUUGUGGUAGUUGUUGGGCAUUUUCAGCUGUGGCUGCAAUGGAGAGUAUCCAUCAAAUAACAACAGGUCAGUUAGUGUCACUAUCAGAGCAAGAACUAGUAGAUUGUGUUAAAGGUAACAACACAGCCGGAUGCAGUGGUGGUUACAUGGAAGAUGCAUUCGAAUUCAUCGCGGAAAAAGGAGGAAUAGCAAGUGAAGCAUAUUACCCUUACAAAGAAACUGAUGAGAGAUGUAAGGUCAAGAAAGAAAAACAUGCAGCUGAGAUUAAUGGAUACGAGAAGGUUCCUCCGAAGAGCGAAAAGGAACUUCUUAAAGCGGUUGCGAAUCAACCGGUGUCAGUUUAUGUUGAUUCAGGAGGUUCCACUUUUCAAUUUUAUUCUGGUGGAAUUUUUACAGGAAAAUGUCGAACUCGUCUAGAUCAUGCUGUUGUUGUGGUUGGUUAUGGUGUUUCAGAGGAUGGUGUUAAGUAUUGGUUGGUGAAAAACUCAUGGGGCACUGAAUGGGGUGAGAAAGGGUACAUGAGGAUGAAACGUGACAUAGGUUCUAAGAAAGGUUUAUGUGGAAUUGCUAUAAGUCCUUCUUAUCCAGUUGUUUAAUCUACUAGGGUUGCUUAAUUGCAUGAUGCAAGAUAUAUAUGCAUCUAAAUAAAAGAUAUUGUAGUUUGUACUUGGGUUGUGCUUGCACGUGUGUAGGUAGGGUGUGUUCCUAAAGUGGGUGCAUGAUAAAGUUAUGGGCUUGUAAUGAUUUUCAAUCAUAUUAAUGAAAUAAGCUAUGUUGUUUGUGAGUA